Ictalurus punctatus (channel catfish) is the source of this 3193-nucleotide messenger RNA. Its product is annotated as tripartite motif-containing protein 16. The transcript is spliced from 8 exons. Bases 1159 to 2808 code for a protein of 549 amino acids. Lineage: Eukaryota; Metazoa; Chordata; Actinopteri; Siluriformes; Ictaluridae. The record is from RefSeq and is a predicted model, not a curated record. Gene Ontology annotation, molecular function: zinc ion binding; protein binding.
UUUGCUUCAGUCCUAUCCAGAAGUUGCCUCCUUUACCCUUGAGAAGGUCUUUCACAGCAUCCAUUUCUUCUUGGUUCUCGAUGGUGGCCAGGGUGGCGGGGAACCUGGAGUCUAUCCCAGGCAACAUGGGGCACAAGGUGGGGUAAACCCUGGACAUGGUGCCAAGCCAUUGCAGGGCACAAUCACACAGACGUGCACAUACCACAGACACUUUUGGACAUGCCAAUCAGCCUACAGCACAUGUCUUUGGACUGGUGGGGUAAACCGGAGUACCUGGAUGAAACUCCCAAAGCACAGGGAGAACAUGCAAACUCCACACACAGAGGGCAGUGGCAGGAAUCAAAGCCCCAACCCUGGAGGUGUGAGGCAAGCGUGCUAACUACUAAACCACCAUGCUCCGAGGAAUGGCAUUUCCUGAUGUAGUUCUUAUCAGUGUUUCUCAUCUUGGAUGGAUUCAAAUCUGCAGAGUCUUCUUUUUCCUCUUCAAAAUCCCCUUAUUAAUUUAUUCAGAUCAUUAUUAACCCCUUAUGGUACGAGCUCUCAGUUAUGGGGUCACAAUCCAACAUUAUAGAUGAGAUGCAGACUGUAGUUCUAUGCAAAUAAACCAGAUCUAAAGAAGAUUUCAUAAUAAUUAAAUUGUGCAGAAACACAAUUUUAUCAGGAAGUAAAAACAAAUUGGGAAGGGUUCUACCAGGUUACUUGUAGUCAGCAGUUAAGGGAAAUCACAUAAGGAUCGCAGCCUAGUUUAUACAGUAGACUUUGUGAAAGUAUCAUUUAUUCUCUUUCAAGGUAAUGUGACUUAUCCAGUUCAUUAGUAAAUAGAAUAAAUGUGUGAGCUACAGUAGACUGUAUUCGAGCAGUAUGCAGUCUUACAGGCAGAGCACACACACAGUGGAUAUUUGUGGUAACUUCCCUGUCCUUUGUUGGGACACACACCCUCCCAUUUCCUCUCGCCCUCCCUCUCUCUCUUAACCACUCCUUUUCACUUCAGCAGAAGUGAAACUAAAACUCCUCCGUCCUUGUGUGUGUGUGUAACUGAGUUAGCUGUCUGAAAAUUUUUUAGUUUUUUUCUUUCUUUCUUCUUUUUACCCUUUUGGUUGACAUUACAACCCAGAUUUUAUGUCACACGUCUUUUCUUUUUGAACUGAGCAAAGUGAAAUGGCGGAGACGAAUAUUUUAGGACUUCAGGAUCAGUUCAGCUGUCCAAUCUGUCUGGAUCUACUCAAGGAUCCAGUGACUAUUCUCUGUGGACACACUUUCUGUAUGGUGUGUAUUAAUGGCUGCUGGGAUCAGGAGGAUCAGAAGGGAGUCUAUAGCUGUCCUCAGUGUAAAGAAACCUUCACUCCAAGACCUGUUGUGAGUAAAAACGCUGUUCUGGCUGAAGUAAUGGAGAAACUAAUGAUAGAACACCAAGCUAGACGUCCUGCUCACUGUUCCACUGUAACUGAAGAGUGUGAUAUCUGCACUGGGAAAAAAUCCAAAGCCAUCAAGUCCUGUCUGGUGUGUCUGGCCUCUUUCUGUGAAACUCACCUCCAGCCUCACUAUAAAUCUCCUGCCUUUAAGAAGCACAAGCUGGUGGAAGCCUCCAGACGACUCCAGGAGCAGAUCUGCUCUCAGCAUGACAAACUGCUGGAGGUUUACUGUUGCAAUGAUCAGCAGUGUAUCUGCAUGUUGUGUAUGUUAGAUACACAUAAAGGACAUGAUACAGUAUCAGCUGCAGAAGCAAGCGCUGAGAAAAAGAAGCAGCUGUUGAAGACACAGAGAAAAUGUCAGCAGAGAAUCUUGGAUAGAGAGAAGGAGCAUCAGGAGCUAUCAGAAGCUGUGGAGUUUUAUGAGCGCUCUGCACAAAAAGCAGUUCAGGAAAGUGAGAGGAUCUUUACGGAGCUGAUCAGAUCCAUCGAGAGAAGACGUUGUGAGGUGACAGCGCUGAUCAGAGCUCAGGAGAAAGCUGCAGUGAGCCGAGCUGAAGAAGUCAUGAAGCAGCUGGAGCAGGAGAUUGCAGAGAUGAAGAGGAGAGACUCUGAGCUGGAGGAGCUUUCACACACGGAUCCCAUCCAUUUCCUCCAGAGUUUCCCCUCUCUUUUGGACAUUCCUGGAUCUGCAGACGUACACUCCAUCGAGCUCAGUCCUUUCCUCUCUCUUGAGGAUGUAACAGCGUUUGUGUCUCAACUGAGGGACAAAGUGGAAAAGUUCUGCUAUCAGGAGUUCAGAAUGGUAUCAAAUGCAGUAAAAGAAAUCCAGAUUAUUCCUCUUCCUGAACCCAAAAGCAGAGAAGAGUUCCUACAGUAUUCCUGCCAGUUCACACUGGACCCGGACACGGUAAAUAAACACCUCUGUCUGUCUGAGAGGAACACAGUGGUGACCUGCAGUGAAACACCACAAUCCUAUUCUGUUCAUCCAGACAGAUUUGACUGUUAUCUCCAGGUGUUGUGUACAGAGAGUGUGUGUGGACGCUGUUACUGGGAGCUCGAAUGGAGCGGACAUCAUGGCGUUUCUAUAGCAGUGUCGUAUAAAAACAUCAGCAGGAAAGGAAAAGGUACUGAAUGUUUGUUUGGCCGAAACGACCAGUCCUGGAGAUUGUUUUGCUAUCCCUCCUGCUACUCGUUCAGACACAUUAAAAAAGAAAUUAAAAUCCCAGUAAUGCCCAGCUCCUCUAGAAUAGGAGUGUAUGUGGAUCACAGGGCAGGGAUUCUGUCCUUCUACAGCGUCUCGGACACGAUGAAGCUCCUCCACAGAGUUCACACCACGUUCACUCAGCCUCUUUACCCCGGGUUUGUGGUUUGUAAAGGAUCAGCUAUUAAACUGUAAUCAUCAGAGACAUUUAUGAAAUAAAUUGUUUAUCUAGAAUGGAUGCGAAAUCGUUAACUUUGACGAACAAUUAUUGUUUUUCAUUGUAGUUAUUCUUACUUUUUGAUAUUAUCAGUAUUGUAUGGAAUUUAUCUUUCAGACUUACUGGGGCCUUUUAAUCAUUUCUCAAGAUCCAUGUGUUAAUGAAAACCUCCUCAUUGGACAUUUAUUAUGUCCAGGACUGUGUUUGCAGGGCUAAAGAGACAGUGUUAUCUUUGCGCUGACCUGGAAUGGGAUGUUCAACAAGCACAUAAGGACGUGAUGGUCAGGCGUCCACAUACUUUUGGCCAUGUAGUGUAAUUCUGAUAUGUAAAAAAAAAAAAAAGAUUAAAAACCAUAAACAGUG